Molecule: messenger RNA, 3662 nt
Organism: Athalia rosae (coleseed sawfly)
Lineage: Eukaryota; Metazoa; Arthropoda; Insecta; Hymenoptera; Athaliidae
Gene: SWIP
Product: WASH complex subunit 4
Exons: 1
Coding region: 312-3596 (1094 amino acids)
Biological process (GO): endosome organization; endosomal transport
Cellular component (GO): endosome; WASH complex
Source: RefSeq, a predicted model, not a curated record
CUGCAAUCAAUUGUACUAGAAGUACACGUUCAGUGAACACGCUCCAGAAUACACACCUUGCUAAUGUAACGGGCUACAGACAUGUUCCCUCUAAUAUAACUUUAAAUCAUCUGUCAAACUGGCAACGCAAGCUCUUAGUUCUGAGCCUCGGCUGUAUUCUGAGCCUACUGUUAUUCUGAAUAAGGAUGCGACAUUCGUAACAUGUCCCAACAGGGUUAUACCUAAGGAUUAAAAAAAAAAAGGUACGCCAUAUCACGCAAAUAGUCACACAAAUCAUUGUCAAAGUCGGAUUUGCCAAAUAAAUAUCAAAGAUGAUUGAUUCCAUAUCGUGGAACACUGAGAGGGAUGAAGCGAUUCAUCGAACAGUUGGUGAAGCUCAGCUUCGAAAGCUAGGGAUUUUUCUACAAAAAUUAACGCAAGACGUCAGCUGGGCUACUGAUUCAUCCCUAAAAUACAUAGUUGAGGGUCCAAUUCGUCUAGUGUACAAACCCCGCGAAGAUAUGAGCAUUAUGGAUAUGGUGGAAAUGGAGAACAAAACAUUAGCAAAGCUAUUGGCUGCAGUAGCCGGAACGUGCAGAGAAAUAAGACUGCUCAAAAUUGAAGCAAAGAAGUUUUAUCAGAAACUAUUUACCUAUGGAGACGCGAGUGUAGUUGCCAACAACGAUCAAGGGGAUAACGCUAAUAUCCUCUUGUCAAUCCUACAAGAUCUGUCUGCAUAUGUGAACAGACUUUCGGUAGUAACAAAUCUAACAAUUCAACAGUUGUCUAACUUGACAAGUAAUGCCUAUGAUAUUUAUUUUCCACUACUUAUAGAACAUCUGAUAGAUUUGUUUGUUAUCUUUGUUACACUUGAUGAGAUUAUAGAUGCUCAUCCUGCGCUACUGGAUGCUUGGGACCAGUAUUGCAUACGUGCUAGGACGAUGCUGCAUAAUUCCGAACAGUUCAAUAUCCCUAAAUCAAAGUUAGGGACGUUUGAAAAGAUGUUGAGAGAUCUACGCCACCAGCUAUUGGCAAAUAAUUUAUUCCUAAAGGCAAUUGAUAGGGCAAUGGAUAUAAACAAGACUCCUAUAAUGCAGAAUCACAUAGCUUGUUAUUUGAAAAACACAAUGCUGGAUGUGGAAAGAAAAGCAGGAGAUAAUUCAGCCUUCAAUCAAAACUGGAUAAGGAUCAAUGUCGGAGUAGUGGUUAUUGUGAAGCUUUUUGGAGCCAUGGAUAAAAAAGUUUUAAAAAGACUGAACGAAGUGAAUAAAAAACAUUAUUCAGUCACUCUUGUUGGCAAUGUCACUUGGGUUCCCAGUAAAUUCUUGGCUUCUCUGAUCCCUAAGGACGCUGGACCGGAGGUCAGUCCACAGAUUGGUGAGAAAAUCCUCACGAGCAGAAUCCAGAAACUGCCCGAGCUAACCAGUUGUUUGGCUCGAAGAGCAGGCCAAUGGUCAGUAGAUAUGCAAAACAUGAUGGUACAUCCUCUCGAGAAAUUCAAGCUAACAGAUCUUGAGAAAAAAUGCCACUUGCUAAUCGAAUUCUUGAACUUGUUGCUACAGAUAAAAGAGAAUAUUUUUUAUGUCACAAAUCUUCACGCUGCAUUGUUGAAGCCUAUGACCCGCCAUAUUGUUCAACUUGUCUGCAGGCUUAUAGAAAUUCAAAAAUCACUUGAGACUACUUUUUACACGCUUGGGUCUGAGGUGGUUCUGUCCCAAAGCUAUGUAAUCCAGCAUCUAAGUUACCAAAUUCUCAUCAUCUUAGAUGCAGCCAAAAAAGGACUGAUGUUAAAUGAUAAAGGAUACACCAGAGAGCAGCUUGAUGCGUUGACGUUAGUAGGCUUAAGUGUGAGACUAAUGAAUAGUCCACCGACGGGGGAUCGAAGACUUAUUGUGCGGUGCGCACUUGCAGCUGCUAGCCAACUCACAGACAGCUUUAAGGAAGAGGAAGUUACAAAACUAAGGAGUCUUUUAGACGCAUAUGAUACCAUUGCCGAAUUGCAAGAGCUAGUAUCCGAAGCAUGCGAUUAUUCAGUUGUACUACACCACCGAAGCAUGCUUCCUGCAUAUUUAAGCAUGGUCAUAGAUGGGAAUUCUGAUAUUAGUCGAAUUGUCCACUUGUUGAGCGCGUUGAACAGUGCUGUAGCUAGUAAUGAACCCCCAAAUUCAGCAGAACACAGAAACAAAGAGCAUAGAGAUAUGUUGAUAAAAAAUGUCCUUGAACCUGCUUGUCACGAAAUUGAAACAAGCUUGAGAUUACAUGUACAUGCACAUUUGAAGUUGGAUGACUCGAAUCCAUUCAAAACUGGCGCAGUCAACUCAAACAGAAUCGUCAGAGCUUCACCACUGCCUGUUUCUAAUAACUUUAUAAGCCCAAAGAGAUUCAUAGAACAUUAUUUAGAUGACAUGUUCUACAAUCUCACAACUGUUGCUCUACAUGAUUGGAGAACUUAUGGAACAAUGCGAAGAUUAGCUGGAUACAAAUUGAACCUGGAUAUGGUUCAGGAUCACUUACCAAUGCAAAAUUUAGAACAGGGCUUAGAUGCACUGGAAAUAAUGCGGAACAUCAAUACCUUUGUUGCUAAAUACUUGUACAAUUUGAACACACAAACAUUCAUAGAGCGAACAAGUUCUAACAAAUAUUUGAAUACGAUUGGCAUCAGACACAUAGCAAACUCCAUCAGAACGCAUGGUAACGGAAUUAUGAGUACAACUGUGAACUUCGUCUACCAGUUCCUUCGUGCAAAGUUACAUACUUUUUCGCAAUUUUUGUUCGAUGAACAUAUAAAAUCACGACUAAUACGUGAUAUUAGGUUCAUUAAAUCGCAGCGAGAUAAUGGUGCUACUCCUUAUACGUAUGAGAAGGCUGAAAAAUUUCAGAAGGGUAUACGCAAAUUGGGAAUGACUGCAGAUGGUCUCAGUUUCUUGGAUCAAUUCAGAAUUCUGGUUUCUCAAAUAGGAAAUGCUCUCGGUUAUGUCAGGUUGAUUCGCUCUGGGGGUCUGCACGCCUGUUCUAAUGCAAUUUCUUUUCUCCCAGAUAUGAACAUCGACACUUCUUUUGAAUCCACGUGUACAGAACUCAAUUUUACCACAACAACGCAAGCAGCAGGGAAGCGUCUUGAUGAUGAUGUUGCAAAUUUGGUCCAAAGUUUUACCGAAGGUACACAGUACUUUAGAUUGCUGGUAGAUGUAUUUGCUUCCGCAUUUCGCGAUCCAAAAAAUGUUCACCUACAACAAUUCUAUGCUAUUAUUCCACCGUUGACUCUCAGUUUUGUGGACAAUGCUUUAGCUAACAAAGAAAAAAUGUCUAAAAAAAAUAAGACCGGUGCAGCCUUCACUGAUGACGGGUUUGCGAUGGGAGUAGCAUACAUCAAUGCUCUUCUUGAUCAAAGUACGGAAAUAGAUGGUCUUCAGUGGUUUAAAACUGUAGAAGAACAAAUCACUAUAGAAAGGAUAGCAGCGCAGAAUAAAAACGAUUUUGGAGAUGAAAAAUUGCAACAAACCAGGGCUUUGACUGUUAAACGGCUAGCAGAAAGAAAUGCUGAGUUUCAGUUGCUUUAUUACAGUCUCUCUGGCGCAAGAGUAUUUUUUAAACAGCCUGAUGCCACUUGUGCAUAACUAAUUAAUCAUACCAAUUAUUAGUUCAUAAGAUAUGAAGAUGAUAAUAAAAUGUUAAAUUUGUUA